This is a messenger RNA of Drosophila montana, 1135 nucleotides long. RefSeq names its product DUF1676 domain-containing protein Osi20 (gene Osi20). The coding region runs from base 1 to 843 and encodes 280 amino acids. Gene Ontology annotation, cellular component: membrane. The transcript has 2 exons. The record is from RefSeq and is a predicted model, not a curated record. Lineage: Eukaryota; Metazoa; Arthropoda; Insecta; Diptera; Drosophilidae.
AUGGCACAACGUUUCACAUCCUUCGCCGCGUCCGGUUGUUUGCUGCUGCUGGCGGCGGUUUCUGUUCAGGGCGCUGCCAUUGAUAAUGGGGUCACGCCGCGCAUCCACAGCUCCGAUGAGCUAAUCUCGACGAUUGUAGAUAAGUGCUUCCAUGCCAAUGCGAUGCAUUGUCUGAAGGAGAAGGUGCUCACCUAUCUGGACACGGUCGCCAAUGUUGAGGAGGAGGUCAGCGGUCGUGCCUUCGAUGAUGAUGUCAUCGACAAGGUCAUUGUGGAUCGUGUGGCACGAAUUCUGCGCACCAACGAGGUGCGCGUCCAGCUGCCGGAGACCUUCUUUGCCAGCUCCGUGAUGACCUAUCGUGCGGAUCGUGGCUUCGAUUUGGAGCUGCCCCAGGCGGAAGGCCGUGCUGAGAAGAAGAACAAGGACAAGCUGUUCCUGCCUCUGUUGCUGCUCAUGAAGUUCAAGUUGAAGGUUGUCAUGCCCAUUCUGCUGGCUCUGGUCAGUCUGAAGGCCACCAAGGCAUUGAUCUUGUCCAAGAUCGCCAUUAAGCUGGUGCUCGGCUUCCUCAUCUACAAUCUGAUCCAGAAAUUGGGCGGCAUGAAAAUGAACAUGGUGCCCAUGCCAGCUCCAAUGCCGGCGGUUGAAUACGGCGUGCCCAGCACCACGGCCUCCUCAUACGAUCCCAGCAGCUGGGAGCCGCAGAGUGGUGGCCCCUAUGCGCGUUGGGACUCACAGAAUCUGGCCUAUAGCUCGUAUCAUCCCAGCAGCUCCUCCUCGUACGGCUCGGGCUCAACGUCGGGCUCCACGGCGGGCACCUCCUCCAGCUACAGCUCCUCAUCUUAGAUCUUAGCUCGCACUGCCGCUGUUAAUGUACAUACCAAGGAACUGAGUGCCACUGAGCCCCUCUGCCGCAGGGGCGUGGCACUUUGAGUAAGCAGACCAAAUGGAACCGGAACAUGCCUAGGCCAUAAAAUUAGUUUCUUAAGUUUAAGCGCUCGACUUUUAGCCAUUCUAUUUAUUUCCCUACUCCGCAUCGAUUUUUCCCUAUCGACUUCUCUUUACUGCUUUGCUUUCUCUCUCUAUGCAUUUUCCCCUUCUCGCUUUUCCCAUUUUCCCCAACAGAAAUCGACCAAAA